AUUUAUUUUUUUUAGCAAACAAUGGCUUGCGACACUCUUAUUUGGGGGUUGUUGCUCUUGGGAUGUAGCAUACAGGCAUUAUGGGCUAUAUCCGAAGACGAUCCCUUAGAAUACAUGAGCAAGGAGGAGAGAGAAGCUUUAAAAGAAGAAGCAAGAGAUAUGUUUUAUCAUGCAUACAAUGCGUACAUGGAUAAUGCAUAUCCUGCUGACGAAUUGAUGCCAUUAAGCUGCAAAGGACGGUAUAGAGGAUCAGAGCCAAAUAGGGGUGAUAUAGAUUCUACAUUGGGAAAUUUUUCACUUACUUUGGUGGAUACACUAGAUACAUUAGUGGUAUUGGGAGAUUUGGAGGAAUUUGAGAAUGCGGUCAAACUUGUUGCUAGAGAUGUAAGCUUUGAUACAGAUGUUAUUGUUUCUCUGUUUGAAACAAAUAUUAGGAUGCUGGGAGGUCUUCUCAGUGGUCAUAUAUUAGCUGAAUACCUGCAACAGCGGGCCGAUAUAAUGCCAUGGUACAGAGGAGAGCUUCUAGACUUAGCUAAAGAUUUAGGAUACCGAUUUUUACCUGCAUUUAAUACAACUACCGGAAUACCUUAUGGCAGGAUCAAUCUGAAACAUGGUAUGAGAGGAGUUCCUAUGGAAGUAUCAAGAGAGACUUGCACCGCCUGCGCGGGUAGCAUGAUAUUGGAAAUGGCUGCUCUGUCGCGGUUAACAGGAGAGUCGAUUUUUGAGGAGAAAGCACAGAAAGCCAUGGACGUUCUAUGGCGAAUGAGGCAUCGCGGUACAGACCUGAUGGGAUCUGUACUAAAUGUAAAUUCUGGAGAUUGGGUACGAAGAGAUUCCGGGGUCGGUGCUGGCAUAGACUCUUACUACGAAUAUUGUCUCAAGGCAUACAUUUUACUCGGCGAUGAAAAAUACCUAGGACGUUUUAACAAGCAUUACCAAGCUGUAAUGAAGUACGUUAGUCAAGGACCCAUGUUGCUGGAUGUACAUAUGCAUAGACCGAACACGAACUCGAAAAAUUUUAUGGAUGCUUUAUUGGCCUUUUGGCCAGGUCUGCAGGUCCUCAAAGGCGACAUCAAACCCGCUGUAGAAACACACGAAAUGUUGUAUCAAGUUAUGCAAAGACACAACUUCAUACCGGAAGCGUUCACCACCGAUUUUCAGGUGCAUUGGGGACACCAUCCAUUGAGACCCGAGUUCUUAGAGUCAACCUAUUUCCUAUACCGAGCCACAGGCGAUCAUUAUUACUUGGGAGUCGGACGUAAGGUACUCAAGAGUCUGCAAACGUAUGCGAGAGUGCCGUGCGGUUACGCGGCCGUGUCAGACGUUAGAACUAACAAGCACGAUGAUACAAUGGACAGCUUUGUAUUAUCUGAGACCUUUAAAUACUUAUUUCUGUUAUUCACGGAACCAGGAGAACUCGUUUUAGAUUUGGAUGAAUUCAUCUUUACCACUGAGGGUCACUUACUGCCGCUCACACUUGCUUCCAUAAGGACAAAUAUAUCGUCUCAGGAUUUCGAGCGGGAUAUCGUGCACGUGGAUGAAUUCGACCGUACUUGUCCGAAUAGCUUGCACUUGUUUCCCGCUUCCGUGAGACAACCUUUGCGAAAUAUGGUCGAGGAUGUCUGCCCGAGACGGUCGCUCAAGCGAAGAUUGAGCGCAUCGCAAUUUCAGGCCAAUAACUUGGAGCAUCUGAAAAUGUUGAGUGAUAUGGGAAUAACAACUCUAACGCUAGCGGACGGGCGGGUUCAACUUUUGCACACAUUUUCUAAUGCAAAGACACCGCAAGACUCGGAGGAGGGAUUACUGUUCAUGCAGGAGAUGGUCGAACUGAGUAAAAUGCAAACGCAACAGCCAGAAACUAAGCCGCAGACGGUGACAUUCGUGAAACCCAAGACGGAUCCACCGGAGAAAAUUACGCUGUUAGCUGGACCGGCCCAGUUCGGCCCUGAAUUGCAGAGUUUCGAUAAGAUCACGGGAAAAGUGAUAUUCACCUAUCCGCCUGCAGCUUGCACCGAUUUGCUCAACGCGGACAAAUUAACGGGAAAAAUAGUAAUUAUGGAUCGCGGAAAUUGUAUGUUCAUAGAAAAGGCGCGAAGAAUUCAACAGGCUGGUGCACUUGCUGGAAUAGUGUUGGAUAAUGUUGCUGGUUCGAGCGCAGCGACUUCGCCUAUGUUCGCGAUGUCCGGUGACGGAAAAGAGGUGGAUGACGUCACGAUACCUGUCGUGUUUCUAUUUUUCACGGAGGCAGCUGAGCUAAUGAAGGCCAUUAAUGCGGCGAAUGGCGAUCUCACAGUUACACUUGGAAUAUAUUCUUCGAAAGAAGAAGUUCAACUUAAAGCACCUACGGAUUUGUCGUUGUUCGAACGUCUGAAAGGCUCGUUGAAAUCAUUUCUUAGCCGGCAUGUGACACCACAGGCGACAACCACAGGAUCCAGUCUGGAUAUUACGAUUCCUGUGGUCGAAUCGCAAGAGUAUCAAGAAGACACUAUCGACUUCCAUUAUUUCCAUGCGGAAAUUAUUAAAGAUUCACUUGGUGGUGAAGUAAAGAUUACCGCGCCGUCCGAGGAUGCAAUUAUCAUCUUAAGACCAGUUUCUACACCGGUAGAGAUCUUGUGGUAUCAAUUAAAAGAAGUGUUUGUCAAUCAGAUAUUCUUGAACAGCAAGCAAAAUAAGGGUAUACGAAUUAGGAGUUUCAUCUUGGAAAGCUAUUACAACUGGGUGAAUAAGGCACGUGGUGUGUUAACCAAAACGUCGUUGGCUUACAAAGUUCGAUGGUUUUUGAGCGAAUUAUUAGUGGUCGCACCAAAUUCGUCUAUUAGGAAGAUGGGACAAUUGCUGGAACCGACGAAACAGAAACUGUUGAAACAAUAUCUGCUUACAAAUAUGGACACUAUGGUGCUAAAUUUAAAGACUGUGGCUACGAAAUUGAAAAACAUGAAGUCGGUAAGACCUGAUAUGGAGCAGUUGCUCAAAAUUUCGGAGUCCGGCAUCGCACAGGUGGAAAAUUACUCGUUUUUACGUCACUUGCUGGCGGAUUUGUUCGACGAGGAAGACGAAAUCGUUAGUCAACACAUCGCCCUUCUGGAUCACAUUCACGCGGAGGUACAUACUACAUAUCAAGAAAUAUUAAUCGAUGGAGUGCAAAAGCAUCUGGAGAAAUCGGGAGAAGAAGACAGUUCGUAUUACGACAUAUUGAUUGCCGAUCUGCAAAAGAACUUGAAGAAUGUGGAUAAAGGAGAAAAUUUACUCGGGAAAACCAAAGAGGACGACUUGGCGGUUGCGGAAUUCAUAAGCGACAGUACUGGCGGCAAAUCGGAGCUUAAAGGUAGAAAUAUCAGGGUCUUAGAUGAAAAUAUGAAGAUUCUAAAGAAAGGCAAAGAAUUAGACACCGAAAAACUCGAGGACUUUGAAUAUUUUAUACUAACGGAAAUAGGGAAAGCAGCAAAACAUUCCGCGCAAAAUAUCCUGCACAAGUAUGAAGGUACGAGCGAUGUGUCGAAAAAUGUUAUCGCUGAAGAUAAGAAAGGAAAAAAUCCCGAUAAGAGUGAAAUCACCUUGCACUCCCCUCAAAAUCAAAGUAAUCAAGAAGAUAAGAAGACUAAGACCCAAAGUUCCCUCAAGGAAGAGAUAGAUUACUCGCGAACAGCGAAAUCAGCAGACGUAAAACUUGAAGAAACAGUUGUUAGAGAUGAGAAGAAAGAAAAAUCGACGGAUUCUUCAGUGGAUAUGAACGCCUCUAACGCAAGGACAACUUCUGCCGACGAAAGACACGCGUUAUUGCAGGAAAUUCGGAAGGAUAUCAGUGACACGCAGAAUAAACAGAAAUCUGAUUCCAAGGCAAAACUGUCUAAGCAGAAAAAUGUAGCUGAAAGUAAAAUCGUACCUACUGAUCUGUUAGAAGAAUUUAAAAUAUGGGCUGCCAUAUGGGCUGCCAAUGAGGAGAAAGACUUCACGGAAUUUCGUAAAGACUCACAAGUUUCAGAACCGCAAUAUAGUGCCGUAGAAUCGAGUGAAUUAAAAUACGAAAAAAAACAUAUAAAUAUAGACAAAGAUAAGGAAGUUAAACCAAAAACCCACACAGCCAAACAUAUCGACGAUGAAUUAUAACAAUAGCUUUUGAAAUUUAGGUCAAAUUAUAAUUAUUAUGCAGAGACAGAAAAUCGAUUUCCAACGGCCAUAAGGCUAUCUGCACCGCAACUGAUAUUUUUGCACUGUGAUCCAGAUGUGUGUGCAGUGAACUUUAAUGACUUUUAUAUAUACAGAAUAUCCUAGGAAAAUAUUCCAGUUAUUUGAUAAAGCUCACUUUAGAUGAUGUGCAAUUCGCGACUGUUAUCGGGGAUGAUAUUCCACUUGAAACAAAACACAAAAUAUCAGAAUUAGAUUUGCAGAUGUACGCAAGUACAUUUGUAAAACUUAAAACGUUUUGCUAUAUGACACAUGAGAUUCUCUCAUAUCGUGAAUUAUUAAUAAUUUAAAGCGGGCUUUAAAAGAGAAACAAAAAUUAAGGUCGUCAAAUUGCAACGACACUAUACAUUGUAACUCUAUAGGAGAAUUUCCUGGAUUCUACACUGGUGCUUAUGAGAAAAUUUGUUAUUCCAGAAAAAACGGUGAUGUUACUAUGAAAUGUAUAAUAGGUACUAUGGACGUAGCCUGUACAACACAUGUGUGUUAAAGUGGUUGUGAAGAUAUAUUCUGAACAGGGCUCUAAACACUGAUGUACAUUUCGUGUAUUGUAGUAUGAUCUGUAUGUUAAAGUAUAUGAUAACGGCAUAUUAUUUCUUCCACAGAAGCAGAUUUAUGUUUCGAUGAGAGUCUAUUCUUUGACUUCUAUGUAUUAUAUCAUUGUAUUAUAUGACUGUAAAUGUACGAAAAGAGAAAAGCGUUAAUAUUCUGUGAUGUAUGAGCUCAUAACAUCACGAGUCAAAAUAGACACAUUGUUAUUAUUCUUCUUUUGACGUUUUGUACCAUUUUACUCCAAAGAUGUGCCAUUAUUAACGAUAAUAUAUGUUUAUCUUGCAAUGCAAUUUAAAAUAACAUUUAGUGUACAGAUACGUUCAAAGCAGUUUUCAAUCUAUUGUGGAGGGUUAGACAUUAAUUUUCGUUACUCGAUUUGUUAAACAUUAAUUUAUGAGACUUUCUGCCACCUGCAUAUCGUCUUACAUAAGAUAAACGAUUCUAAUUUAUGCCGAAUUACGCAAUAAGUUUUGUACGAGGCGUUUUUCCCCCGAAUUUUAAAUUAAACGGUAUUCAAGUCCACAUUCGGUAUGGUAUUAAACGAUAAACGAUGAUAUGUUAAAUAUAAAAUAAUGUAACUA
Messenger RNA from Dinoponera quadriceps, 5315 nucleotides. RefSeq names its product ER degradation-enhancing alpha-mannosidase-like protein 3 (gene Edem2). Gene Ontology annotation, biological process: mannose trimming involved in glycoprotein ERAD pathway; endoplasmic reticulum mannose trimming; carbohydrate metabolic process. Gene Ontology annotation, molecular function: calcium ion binding; mannosyl-oligosaccharide 1,2-alpha-mannosidase activity. The record is from RefSeq and is a predicted model, not a curated record. The transcript has 17 exons. Gene Ontology annotation, cellular component: membrane; endoplasmic reticulum. The coding region runs from base 22 to 4107 and encodes 1361 amino acids. Lineage: Eukaryota; Metazoa; Arthropoda; Insecta; Hymenoptera; Formicidae.